UAGGGGGCGUUGCUGUCAAUCACCGGGUCCCGCCACGGUAAUUACUCGCUGGUGCCUGGUGAUUUGCGAAGAUCUCUGAUGGGGAGGAGAACUGUUUUGUUUACUAACAGUCCUCUUCCCUGCCAGCUCAAGCACACUGCUCUGGAUGGCUAGCAGUGUGGUUACAGUGAAGCACACUGACAUGGCCCCCUAGUAAACCACUCCCUGCACACAGUUAACCCUUUUGAUCUCCCCUCAUGUUAACCCUUUCCUGCCCAAUGCCAUUAGUACAGUGUCAGUGCUUUUUUUUAACACUGAUCACUGUAUUGGUGUCACUGGGGAUGUCAGUGACACCAAGUCAGUUCCCCCCAGUGUCAGAAUGUCCACCACAGUCCCGUUAUAAGUCACUG
This is a messenger RNA of Staurois parvus, 389 nucleotides long. NCBI's taxonomy places the organism in Eukaryota, Metazoa, Chordata, Amphibia, Anura, Ranidae. The record is from the annotation of a GenBank genome assembly.